AUGGCUGAGAGCCAAAGGCAUGCUUGCAGUGAAGGGUCAGAGAGCAGCGAGAUCGACGUUUCCCCUGUCCGAUUCGGACUGAGAGGUUUGCCGGUAGUAGCACACAUAUCCAACCAGACAACAGAAGUGUCUCUCGCUUCUGAAUCACCUUCUGUCGCACCGUACAACCUCCGUCGGACACCCAGUCGUGUCCAGCGUUGGCAGCGGUUGGGAACACAGGCUGCAUCUCCAGCACACAGCCUCCGGCAGCACAAACUAGAUUUUGAACAGGUAUUGGCGGCUGUACUGGAGGAGCAGAACGGAAGCGGUGAUGGUGAUAGUAACGGCCCACCCAUGGUCUUGGGCACUCCUGCAGCGGAGGGCACCCAACAUGGCCACUCCCCAACCGUAUUCAGCCACGGAAGCCCCGGGGGUGCACCAGCCGCUGGGAAUUACCGCCGGUUGCCAGCCGGCAACCCUACAUUUGACAGGCCCGUACCUGUGGUCAACCAGAAAGUAGUGGUGGCAGUAUCCAUGGCGACAUGGGGCACGUGCCUCUGUACGAUCUUCCCAUGCCUGGCCAUGGGUUACAGCCUCAGGGCCCCGAUGAUGAUGAUGAUGAUGGACUAUCUAUGGAUGUGGGAAGGCCUAGAACUGCCAACGCGAGAAGAACUCCUGGCGGAGGAAGGUGACACACACCGACGUAGCUGGCAACCGGGGAAUGAUGGCAGUCGGCCUCUCACACGGUUUCAGCGUGUGGCUUAUCCAGAAUUGCCGAACAACACUGCCAUUCGUGCACUGGUAGUGACAGCUUGCCUUCACGCACUUGACGUCAAGGACAGCAGCCCAUCUGCCACGGAGACGGUAGUGAGGGAGAUGCUCAGCAAGAAGCAUGCUGACUUCACUGGGCCGUAUGCCAGCAGGGAACAGAGGGCAGCAGCACCAUUUCUUCCAACGUCCUUCAAGCAAGCACUUACCCAGCUUCAAGAUGUGGGUGGUUGUCGAUGGCCAAGGCUCAUUCGGUACGACAUGUGCCCCUGUGGGUUCAUUUACCGUGGGCCCGAGUAUCGGGGGGCUGAUCAUUGCGGGGGCAUGGUACCUGGCCCGCGGGCAGGCGAGUGGAUUGCCUGUCCAAAGAUGCGCUCGGAGGCAAGAUAUCUGACCUAUAACCCAAUUGGCGGGUUCUGCGGGCGUGUCUUCAGCAACAAGCAGCUCGCGGAGGAGUUCUCCAGCUGGCAGAGCCCAGAUCGGAUGAGGCGCAAUGGGCAGCUGAGGGACAUUUGUGAUGCAGCUGUAGUCCAGGAACUGCUGGCCUCGGACCCCCGUUUCCGUGAUCCCCGCUGCCUCGUCACAAUGAUUGCCUCCGACGCGUUUGUGGUGCCUGCAGACGAGCAAGAACGCUCAAGCACGGCGUGGCUUCUACUCGUUGUCAACACGCCUCCGGAAAAGCGGUACCUGCUGGGAUAUUGCACAAUCUUGUGUGUAACGGCGGGAAACGUCAAGCUGACGGGCCAGAAGCAAGCGGAGUAUUUCGACCCCAAUCAUACCCUUCUACUCAUCACGGAUGACUUACUGACACUGAUUACCGAAGGUGUGGUGGUAACGGACGCAAGAACUGGUGAGGAGUUCCCACUGUAUGUUGCUAACGUGGGUCUUGUGAUGGACUAUAAGGGCUUCCAGAAGCAUCUCGGCCUCAAGGGCACCCCCUCACCGUCUGGCUGCUUCAAGUGCUGUGCUGUCGGGCACAGGGUGGGCACCAAGACGGUUUGGUGUAACCAUCAUCGCUGGCUCUCGCCAGGUCAUCCCUGGCGUACUGAUGUUGCUGAUCUGCACAGGUUAGCAACGGCUUGUGGCACUGACGAAGGACCACCUCCAUUUCGAACACGGCAGGAGCUCACGGCAGGGAAUGAUGGCGGUCGGCCUCUCACACGGUUUCAGCGUGUGGCUUAUCCAGAAUUGCCGAACAACACUGCCAUUCGUGCACUGGUAGUGACAGCUUGCCUUCACGCACUUGACGUCAAGGACAGCAGCCCAUCUGCCACGGAGACGGUAGUGAGGGAGAUGCUCAGCAAGAAGCACGCUGACUUCACUGGGCCGUAUGCCAGCAGGGAACAGAGGGCAGCAGCACCAUUUCUUCCAACGUCCUUCAAGCAAGCACUUACCCAGCUUCAAGAUGUGGGUGGUUGUCGAUGGCCAAGGCUCAUUCGGUACGACAUGUGCCCCUGUGGGUUCAUUUACCGUGGGCCCGAGUAUCGGGGGGCUGAUCAUUGCGGGGGCAUGGUACCUGGCCCGCGGGCAGGCGAGUGGAUUGCCUGUCCAAAGAUGCGCUCGGAGGCAAGAUAUCUGACCUAUAACCCAAUUGGCGGGUUCUGCGGGCGUGUCUUCAGCAACAAGCAGCUCGCGGAGGAGUUCUCCAGCUGGCAGAGCCCAGAUCGGAUGAGGCGCAAUGGGCAGCUGAGGGACAUUUGUGAUGCAGCUGUAGUCCAGGAACUGCUGGCCUCGGACCCCCGUUUCCGUGAUCCCCGCUGCCUCGUCACAAUGAUUGCCUCCGACGCGUUUGUGGUGCCUGCAGACGAGCAAGAACGCUCAAGCACGGCGUGGCUUCUACUCGUUGUCAACGCGCCUCCGGAAAAGCGGUACCUGCUGGGAUAUUGCACAAUCUUGUGUGUAACGGCGGGAAACGUCAAGCUGACGGGCCAGAAGCAAGCGGAGUAUUUCGACCCCAAUCAUACCCUUCUACUCAUCACGGAUGACUUACUGACACUGAUUACCGAAGGUGUGGUGGUAACGGACGCAAGAACUGGUGAGGAGUUCCCACUGUAUGUUGCUAACGUGGGUCUUGUGAUGGACUAUAAGGGCUUCCAGAAGCAUCUCGGCCUCAAGGGCACCCCCUCACCGUCUGGCUGCUUCAAGUGCUGUGCUGUCGGGCACAGGGUGGGCACCAAGACGGUUUGGUGUAACCAUCAUCGCUGGCUCUCGCCAGGUCAUCCCUGGCGUACUGAUGUUGCUGAUCUGCACAGGUUAGCAACGGCUUGUGGCACUGACGAAGGACCACCUCCAUUUCGAACACGGCAGGAGCUCACGGCAGGUGUUCAGGAGCCACCAGCUGUCAAGGCUGCACUUGCUGCGAAUGCUGGGGUGCACCAUGGUGAUGGCGGGGGGCCCAGCCAUGGCACUGAUGAUUUUGCAGGGGAUGUCAGUGAGGAGGAGGUGGAAGCGGAUGAAGAGCCAGCCAGUGGGCGUGGCCGCCAGCAUGCACGCGAGCUUGAGGAAGAGCUACCUGGUGGACGACGCAGCCGUGGCAGGGGCCGCACUGGGCGAGACAGGGGCCGGGGGUCCCGUGGGGCCGUUACUGCAAACACCCGUGGUGCAGGCGUUGCACGGCGGGGAAGGCGGGGGAGGAGCCCAGUGAAUGCCGUCAGGGGUAAUGCAGUGGGCCAGCCAGGAGUCAUUGCAGGGGAUGUCAGUGAGGAGGAGGUGGAAGCGGAUGAAGAGCCAGCCAGUGGGCGUGGCCGCCAGCAUGCACGCGAGCUUGAGGAAGAGCUACCUGGUGGACGACGCAGCCGUGGCAGGGGCCGCACUGGGCGAGACGGGGGCCGGGGGUCCCGUGGGGCCGUUACUGCAAACACCCGUGGUGCAGGCGUUGCACGGCGGGGAAGGCGGGGGAGGAGCCCAGUGAAUGCCGUCAGGGGUAAUGCAGUGGGCCAGCCAGGAGCUGCAAAGCUCCUUGUCCCUGGGCGUCCAGAGCUCGUGGGCCUUGCCUGCCCCAUUUACAUCCUGCGGUAUUUCAACCCCUGCUCGAUGAUCAACAUGGAUGGCAUGCAUACUCUCGGCGGGGUCAUCAAGGAGGUCGUGGUCAAGGGUGUGCAGGGCCUCCGCAUUGCCAAGGCAAGCACCCGUCUGAGGCAAGCAGUGGCUGACUACAAUCAGAACAAGGGCCCAAACCCUGGCCGUGCUGUCCAGGAACUGCUGGCCUCGGACCCCCGUUUCCGUGAUCCCCGCUGCCUCGUCACAAUGAUUGCCUCCGACGCGUUUGUGGUGCCUGCAGACGAGCAAGAACGCUCAAGCACGGCGUGGCUUCUACUCGUUGUCAACGCGCCUCCGGAAAAGCGGUACCUGCUGGGAUAUUGCACAAUCUUGUGUGUAACGGCGGGAAACGUCAAGCUGACGGGCCAGAAGCAAGCGGAGUAUUUCGACCCCAAUCAUACCCUUCUACUCAUCACGGAUGACUUACUGACACUGAUUACCGAAGGUGUGGUGGUAACGGACGCAAGAACUGGUGAGGAGUUCCCACUGUAUGUUGCUAACGUGGGUCUUGUGAUGGACUAUAAGGGCUUCCAGAAGCAUCUCGGCCUCAAGGGCACCCCCUCACCGUCUGGCUGCUUCAAGUGCUGUGCUGUCGGGCACAGGGUGGGCACCAAGACGGUUUGGUGUAACCAUCAUCGCUGGCUCUCGCCAGGUCAUCCCUGGCGUACUGAUGUUGCUGAUCUGCACAGGUUAGCAACGGCUUGUGGCACUGACGAAGGACCACCUCCAUUUCGAACACGGCAGGAGCUCACGGCAGGUGUUCAGGAGCCACCAGCUGUCAAGGCUGCACUUGCCCAAACCCUGGCCGUGCUGGAGGCAUACCUGCGGCUCCUUCAGGCAUGUGGCGACUUGUGGCAGAAGGUGUUAGAAGGGGGUGAGGUGGACGCCCUUGAGCAGCGCGUGGUGGAGGCUGUAUGCCUAGUCGAGCUUUGUCUGUCCGUGAAUGAGAUGGACAUAAAGCUGCACAACCUAUUGCACCUGGUGGAUUCCAUAAAGAACAUCGGAACGCAGGCCGGCACCUUCACGGCCGAAGACUCCGUUGCAUCACUGCAUGCAUCAUUAGGAACGGAUGUGUAA
This is a messenger RNA of Volvox carteri f. nagariensis, 4863 nucleotides long. It is a transcript of the gene itnpB, whose product is annotated as Idaten transposition protein. Lineage: Eukaryota; Viridiplantae; Chlorophyta; Chlorophyceae; Chlamydomonadales; Volvocaceae. Bases 1 to 4863 code for a protein of 1620 amino acids. The record is from RefSeq and is a predicted model, not a curated record. The transcript has 14 exons.